This is a messenger RNA of Spea bombifrons (plains spadefoot toad), 1793 nucleotides long. RefSeq names its product keratin, type I cytoskeletal 47 kDa-like. Lineage: Eukaryota; Metazoa; Chordata; Amphibia; Anura; Pelobatidae. The transcript has 9 exons. Gene Ontology annotation, molecular function: structural molecule activity. The record is from RefSeq and is a predicted model, not a curated record. The coding region runs from base 164 to 1441 and encodes 425 amino acids.
CAAACAUUCAGGUGGUUGUGCGGGUUCCCCCGCUGUAGAUACGGUUACAGACCCACCCCUUGGAUGGGGUAUAUAAGACAGGUAAAGGGGAGGCUAAGGUAUCCAGCUCAUCCUCCAAAGCUCCGUUAUUCCAAACUCCUCUUAUAAUAUCUACAGCGCCGACAUGAGCUUCUCCAGCCGAAGUCUUGCUCAGUCCAUGCGUUUCGGAGGGGUGGGCUCUGGGGUACACCGGGCCCGCAGUGUCGCAGGAGGUGCUGGCAGCGUCAGAAUGUCCUCCGUAAGUGCCAGCUCGGUCAGCUCUGGCACCGGAGUGGGGUUUUACGCCCAGGAAAGUGUGGUCUUACAAAACAACGGCAAAGAGGUCAUGCAGAACCUGAACGAUCGCCUGGCUUCCUACUUGGAACGAGUUCAUUCGCUGGAGAAAGCCAACGGUGAGCUGGAACUUAAAAUCCGUGAGUUUUAUGAGAGGAAAGCUGCCAGCGGGAAACAGGAUUUCACACACUACUAUGACGCCAUCAACCAGCUGAGCGCCCAGAUCCUCAAUGCCUCCAUUGAUAACGCCAGGCUGGUCCUGCAGAUCGAUAAUGCCAAACUGGCUGCGGACGACUUCAAAAUGAAGUAUGAGUCCGAGCACGCCAUGAGGUUUGGCGUGGAUAGUGACAUUGCGGGCCUACGAAAGGCACUGGAUGAGCUGACUAUUAACAGGUCAGACUUGGAGCUAGAGAUCGAAGGCUUGAAAGAAGAGCUCGUUUUUCUGAAGAAGAACCAUGAAGAGGAACUCUUGAAUGUGAAGGAUCAGGUCGGAGGUAAUGUUAACGUGGAACUGGAUUCUGCCCCACCGGUCGACCUGUCGAAGAUCCUUGCAGAAGUGAGGGAACAGUACGAGACUAUGGUCGAGAGGAACCGUCAAGAAGUAGAGAUGUGGCACAGAUCUCAGUGUGACAAUCUGAAUAAGGAAGUCGCAAACAACGAUUUUGCUCUCCAGACAUCAAAAACAGAGGUCACAGAAAUGAAACGCACCGUACAGAGCCUACAAAUCGAGCUUCAGUCUCUCCAGCAUAUGAAACACGCAAUGGAGGACACGUUAUCGGAGACAGAGGCUCGGUACGGAGCUGAACUGGAGCGUCUGCAAGCGUUGAUCUCUCAGAUUGAGCUGGAUCUUCAAAACGUGAGGUCUGACUCAGAGCAUCACUCUCUGGAGUACCAACGGCUCUUGGAUGCCAAAACCAGACUGGAGAUGGAGAUCGCCACCUACAGGCGCCUGCUGGAAGGAGAGGAUUCCAGCUUCUUGACAGUCCAGCCAACACAAACACAGAAAGCUGUCAUCAGCAAAGAAACCAUCACGUCUUCCAGCAUCAAAAAGGUGAAGACCGUAGUAGAAGAAAUUGUGGAUGGAAAAGUUGUAUCGGCAAAGGUCGAGGAAAUGGUUGAAAAGUCAUAAACAAUGGGAUUUAGAAAAUUUAGACAGUCGGUGGAUGGAGGUUAUGGAGAAAACUAGAAUAAACCAUUAGUGGAUCUCAUUGACCACAGCAUCAACGGUCCAGCUCAGCUAAUACCCAAGAGUGUAGGAUUUUCGGUACAUCCAUAUAUAACUGCUGGUCAUUAAUUUUGGGGAAGAACACGCCUAAGCUACCAUUGCUCAUUGGAAGAGAUAACUAAGUUCUUCUAGGUGUUCCUUGAUCUAUCUUCAUUAGCAGUAGAAACAUAUGGGAACCCACCACGGGUGUUUAUUGUCCUGGUUUUAAGAUGCUGUAACAUAACAACACGCCAAAAAUAAAGAAUUUAUUGUUGCA